Vidua macroura (Pin-tailed whydah) is the source of this 10440-nucleotide messenger RNA. It is a transcript of the gene MUC2, whose product is annotated as mucin 2, oligomeric mucus/gel-forming. The record is from RefSeq and is a predicted model, not a curated record. Gene Ontology annotation, molecular function: protein binding. The transcript has 58 exons. NCBI's taxonomy places the organism in Eukaryota, Metazoa, Chordata, Aves, Passeriformes, Viduidae. The coding region runs from base 1 to 10188 and encodes 3395 amino acids. Gene Ontology annotation, cellular component: extracellular matrix.
AUGGGGCUAAGAGCGGCCAGCCUCCUCCUCCUCUGGCUGGCUCUUUCCUCUGCUAAUGAAAUAAAAAAAGGAAGGACAAGAAGCCAUGGCCACUAUGUCUGCAGCACUUGGGGAAACAACCAUUUCAAAACUUUUGAUGGAGAUGUCUACCAAUUCCCUGGUGUUUGCGAGUAUAAUUUUGUUUCCGACUGCCGAGAGGCUUACAAGGAAUUCUCUGUCCACAUCCAGCGUGCUCUCAACAGCAAUGGCCAUCCUGAGAUCCAGUAUAUUCUGAUGAAAAUCAAGGAUAUAAUGGUCUACCUCAAACCCAACCUGGUUGUGGUGGAUGGGCGGAUUGUGAAGACACCAUACUACAGCUCUGGUGUCCUCAUUGAGAGCAAUGAAAUUUACACCAAGAUUUAUGCCAAAUUAGGCUUGAUUCUGAUGUGGAACCAGCAGGAUGCCCUGAUGGUGGAACUGGACAACAAAUUUAAUAACCAUACCUGUGGUCUCUGUGGGGAUUACAAUGGCAUUCAAAUCUACAAUGAGUUCAUCAAGGGAGAUGCAAGCUACAACUCAAUUACAUAUGGGAAUAUGCAAAAGAUCAGCAAACCCAAUGCCAAAUGUGAAGACCCAGAUGAAACUCAGGCUCUUCCAAGCUGUAAUGAGCAUCAUGACGAGUGUAUGAGGUUGCUGACUUCCCCUGCAUUUGCUGAUUGUCGGCUGCGUCUUAAUUUGGAAAUGUACAUCCAAGCCUGCAUGCAGGACAAGUGUGCCUGUAAUGGGAAGGACGACUCCUUUUGCCUCUGCAGUACCAUCUCCGAGUAUUCCCGCCAGUGCUCGCACGCAGGCGGCCGCCCGGGAGAAUGGAGGACACAGAACUUUUGCCCCAAGACCUGUCCUGCUACCAUGGUCUAUAGAGAAAGCAGCUCACCCUGCACGGAUACUUGCUCACACUUGCAGAUCAGCAGCCUUUGUGAGGAGCACUACAUGGAUGGCUGUUUCUGCCCUGAAGGAACUGUAUAUGAUGAUAUCAGUGAAAAAGGCUGCAUCCCUGUUAACCAGUGCCACUGCAAACUCAGUGGAAAGGCGUAUGCACCUGGAGAAAGCAUUUCCAAAGAAUGUGAAGAAUGCACCUGUAAUUCAGGCAGAUGGACCUGCAAAGAUCUACCCUGUCCAGGCACAUGCUCAGUGCAAGGAGGUUCCCAUUUUACCACUUUUGAUGGGAAGAAAUACACCUUCCAUGGAGACUGCUACUAUGUGUUGGCCAAGGCUAUUGCAAAUGAAAGUUAUGCUCUCCUGGCAGAGCUGGCUCCCUGUGGCUCCACAGACAAACAGACCUGCUUGAAGACUGUUGUGAUGUUAGUGGAUAAUAAAAAGAAUGUGGUGGUUUUCAGAUCAGACGGCAGCGUGCUCCUGAAUGAGAUGACAGUGAAUGUGCCUCAUGUGUCAACCAGCUUCUCAGUAUUCAAGCCAUCUUCCAACUACUUUAUUGUACAAACUCCUUUUGGGCUUCAGAUGCAGAUCCAGCUGUUUCGAGUCAUGCAGCUGUUUGUGACUGUGGAUCAAUCAGUUAAAGGAAAACUUCAAGGUCUUUGUGGAAACUUCAAUGGAAUGGAAGGUGAUGACUUCAGAACUACCAGCGGACUGAUUGAGGCUACAGGAUCUGCCUUUGCUAACACGUGGAAAGCUCAGUCCACCUGCACAGACCAAGUAGAAAAGCUGGAAGACCCCUGCAGUCUCAACAUUGAAAGUGCAAAUUAUGCUGAGCAUUGGUGUUCUUUGCUGAGAAAUCCAAUGGGUCCUUUUGCAAGAUGUCACUUAGCCAUUGAUCCUUCAGAAUACUAUAAGAAAUGUAAAUAUGACACCUGCCUCUGUGAAGACAAUGAAGAAUGUUUAUGUGCUGCCCUGUCCUCUUACUCAAGAGCCUGUGCUUUCAAAGGGAUCAUACUGGGAGGCUGGAGAAAGAGUGUCUGCAGUAAUGAAGCAUCUUCUUGCCCAGGAAAUCAAGUCUUCCUUUACAACCUUACAAUGUGCCAGCAAACCUGUCGCUCCCUUGCUGAUGGUGAAAAGUAUUGCUUGCAAGACUUUGCUCCUGUGGAUGGCUGUGGCUGCCCACCCAAUACAUACUUGGAUAACCAGGAUAACUGUGUGCCUAUCUCCCAGUGCCCAUGUUAUUACAAGGGAUCAUACCUGGAAUCUGGGGAAUAUUUCACAAAAGAUGGAGAACGCUGUGUUUGCCGAAAUGCAAAGAUCCAGUGUACUUCAGUGAAAAUAAGAAUGAAAAGUGAAAAAGAAUGUUCUUCUAGCAAGACAUACUUUGACUGCAAUGCAUCCUCAAAGUGGACUUCGCAAACACCUCUUCAACUUAGCUGUCAUACUCCUCAAACCGAUCAUUUCCAGACAGAGUGUGUCUCAGGCUGUGUGUGCCCUGAAGGUCUAUUUGAUGAUGGCAGAGGGGGCUGUGUUGAGCAAAAAGAUUGCCCGUGCAUUCACAACAAUGAGUGGUAUUCUUCUGGAGACAAGAUAAAAGUGGACUGCAACACCUGCACCUGCCAGAAAGGAGUUUGGAAAUGCACUGAUGACGUGUGCUAUGGGACUUGUAUGAUAUAUGGAAGUGGCCAUUAUAACACUUUUGAUGGGAAAUUCUAUGACUUUGAUGGGAGCUGUGAAUAUGUGGCUACUCAGGACUUCUGCGGUGACAAAAAUUCCAGCGGCUCAUUCAGUAUCAUCACAGAGAAUGUCCCUUGUGGAACUACAGGAGUCACCUGCUCAAAGGCUAUCAAAAUGUUCCUAGGGAAAACUGAACUGAAGUUGGAGAACAAAGAGUACAAAGAAAUUCAGCGAGAUGUUGGUGAUGAUGUGCAGUAUUGGAACAGGACAGUUGGCCUGUACCUGGUUAUUGAGGCUAGCAAUGGUGUGAUGCUGAUCUGGGACAAGAAGACUACUAUUUUCAUCAAGCUGAGCCCUGAUUACAAGGGCAAAGUGUGUGGUCUGUGUGGCAACUUUGAUGACAAGGCAAACAAUGACUUUACAACAAGGAGUGGACUGCAGGACAGUAAUCCCCUGAAUUUUGGAAAUUCCUGGAAACAAUCUCCCAUGUGCCCAGAUGUCACACAAGAGAUUAAGCCCUGUGAUCUGAAACCACACCGGAAGUCCUGGGCAGAGAAAGAAUGCAGCAUCAUCCAGAGCGAAGUCUUCAAAAUUUGUCACUCCAAGGUGGACCCACUUCCUUACUAUGAGGCUUGUGUUCAUGAUGCCUGCUCCUGUGACAGUGGUGGGGACUGUGAGUGCUUUUGCUCUGCAGUUGCAGCGUAUGCCCAAGAGUGCAUCAAGGCUGAGGCCUGUGUUUUCUGGAGAACUCCUGAUAUCUGCCCAAUAUUCUGUGACUACUACAACCCUCGCAAUGAGUGUGACUGGCACUACGAGCCUUGUGGCAGUAAUAUCACAACCUGUAGGAUGAUCAAUAAUGUCAGCACCAACUUUACAAUACCACUGCUGGAAGGCUGCUACCCCAGAUGCCCUAAGGACAAGCCCAUUUAUAAUGAAGAGACAAAGCAUUGUGUGACUGAAGAUCAAUGUGGAUGUUACCUCGAGGAUGGAACUCAUGUACUCCCUGGGCAAGAAGUACCCACAAAAGAAAACUGUACAAUAUGUGUCUGUGUCCCAUCAGGAUCCAUACAGUGUAAACCAGUCCCAGGGUGUCCUUGUGUCAUCAAUGGAACAAGUUAUGAAGUAGAUGCUACUGUGGGAGUAGUACAGGAUGGAGACACAUGUAUAAGAUAUGUUUGUGCAGAAAAUGGCUCUGUAGUUCCUGCUGAAGUCUAUCCUUGUCCAACAUCUUCACCUACAACCAUUUCAACCUCCUCCCCUCAUAGUACUCUUACCACCACCACCACCACCACCACCGUUUCCACUACAAGCCGCCCAGUAACUACAACUCCAUGCAUAGUCACAGAACUAAUCUGUGAUUGGACUGAGUGGUUUGAUGUUAGUAAACCUGAAGAAGAUGGUGGUGACUAUGAAACAUAUGAUGAAAUAAGAAAACAUGGAAACAAAAUAUGUACAGCUCCUGAAGAAAUUGAAUGCAGGGCUAAGGAUAAACCUGAUGUUAGCUUAGAAGAACUUGGUCAGAAAGUAGAGUGUAAUGUUAAAUAUGGGCUAAUCUGUAAAAAUGAUGAGCAGGAUGUAACUAUGUGGCCACUUUGCUAUAAUUAUGAAAUCAGAGUAAACUGUUGUGAGUGGCAACAAAAUCCUUGUGAGCCUACAAUUACACCUACUAUACCACAAACUUCCACUUCAACUACCAUCCAGACAACAACCAGCACUUCAACAGAAAUUACCACCAUGCCCAUACACAUCCAUUCCACAACAUCCCCACCUCCACCCACACCAAGCACACCAAAAUCAACAACCACUACCUUGCUGACGGAGACUCCCACCACCACCAGUGCCCCGACAACAACAACCACUGUUACUGGACCACCAACACCCACCUCAACUACUUCAAGCACAUCCUCACCAACACCAACAUACACCACCACCACCACAACUCCAGGUACUUCUCUGGACUGUUCUCUGAUGUGUUCCUUUGCUAUGGGAGAAAUGAAGGUGCCUUGGCCCCUCCUUCAGUGUGUCUCCAUGGGAUUGCAGAUUGGAGGAAUUACUGUUCAUCCCCUGAAGUGCCCUGUGUUCAAAGCUCGUCUUUCAGCCAGCACACCCAGCACAGCAUCUCCUACACCAGAAGUGACACCCACUUCCACGUCAGCAGAGACUCUCACCACCACCACCACCACCACCACCACCACCAGCAGCAGACCAACGACGACAGCAACAACUGUUACACCAACCAUCUCAACUCCUAUAAAAUGUGAGUGCAUCUGGUCGGACUGGAUCGAUGUGACUUACCCGGAUGGUUCUGACAGGAACAGUGGUGACUACGAAACCUUUGAGAACAUUUGGAAGCAAUACCCCUCCUGGGAGUGUGCAAAAGUUGAGAAUAUUUCCUGCCGAGCAGAGAAAUUCCCUAGCUCUUCCAUUGCAGAUUUAGGGCAGAAAGUGGAAUGUAAUGUUAACGUAGGGCUCAUCUGUAACAAUAAAGAUCAGCAGAUAGGAGGUAUAAUACCAAUGCCAGUCUGCCUCAACUACGAGAUCAGUGUCUGCUGCACCCCCAACAAACCAGAGUGUCUUCCAACUCCAAGCACCACGAGCACCACAACUUCCACAGCUUCACCCACAACGAGCAGUGUGUCCCCUCCAAUAUCAACCACCGCUCCAACGACAACAGCAGAGACUCCCAGUUCUACCACCACCACCACCACCACGAUGCCCCCCAGCAGCACCACCACUAGUGGCAGCACCUCACAGACAACAACAACUGUUCCUAUCUCAACAACGCCCGUUUCAACUACUUCAAGCACAUCCACGCCCACACCAACCCACACCACCACCACACCAACUCCAGGCACAACUCCACCCACACCGAGUACACCAAAAUCAACAACCACUACCUCGCCACUGGAGACUACCGCCACCACCACCAGCAGCCCUCCAAGCUCAACAACAACAACCACAACAAUGGUUACUGGAUCACCAACAACCCUCUCAACUCCUGGAAGCACACCUCCAUCCACACCAAGCACAGUAUCCACUACAGCAGAAUCUCCAACCCCUCCCUUGCCACCAGAGACUCCCACCACCACUGCCAGCACCAUGAUGCCCCCCAGCAGCACCACCAGCACUCCAAGCGCGACAACUGUUACUGAAUCACCAACACCCACCUCAACUACUCCAAGCACAUCCACGCCCACACCAAUGUACACCACCAUGACAACAACUCCAGGCACACCUCCAUCCACACCAAGCACAACAAAAUCAACAACUACUACCUCGCCACCAGAGACUACCACCUCCACCACCAGCCCUCCAAGAACAACAACCACUGUUCCUGGAUCAACAACAACCAUCUCAACUCCUCGAACCCCACCUACGAAGACACCGAGCACACCAGAAACACCAGCUACUCCCACUCCGACAGCAUCUGAAUCUCCCAACAUCACUGCCAGCACCACAAUGCCCCCCAGCAGCACCACCAGCAUCAGCACCCCUAGGACAACAACAACAACCGUUACUGGCUCAUCAACAAACUUCUCAACUAUUUCAAGCACAUCCACACCCAUAGCAGAAUAUACAACCACCCUACCAACUCCAGGCACACCCAGCACAGCAUCUCCUACACCAGAAGUGACACCCACUUCCACGUCAGCAGAGACUCUCACCACCACCACCACCACCACCACCACCACCACCAGCAGCAGACCAACGACGACAGCAACAACUGUUACACCAACCAUCUCAACUCCUAUAAAAUGUGAGUGCAUCUGGUCGGACUGGAUCGAUGUGACUUACCCGGAUGGUUCUGACAGGAACAGUGGUGACUACGAAACCUUUGAGAACAUUUGGAAGCAAUACCCCUCCUGGGAGUGUGCAAAAGUUGAGAAUAUUUCCUGCCGAGCAGAGAAAUUCCCUAGCUCUUCCAUUGCAGAUUUAGGGCAGAAAGUGGAAUGUAAUGUUAACGUAGGGCUCAUCUGUAACAAUAAAGAUCAGCAGAUAGGAGGUAUAAUACCAAUGCCAGUCUGCCUCAACUACGAGAUCAGUGUCUGCUGCACCCCCAACAAACCAGAGUGUCUUCCAACUCCAAGCACCACGAGCACCACAACUUCCACAGCUUCACCCACAACGAGCAGUGUGUCCCCUCCAAUAUCAACCACCGCUCCAACGACAACAGCAGAGACUCCCAGUUCUACCACCACCACCACCACCACGAUGCCCCCCAGCAGCACCACCACUAGUGGCAGCACCUCACAGACAACAACAACUGUUCCUAUCUCAACAACGCCCGUUUCAACUACUUCAAGCACAUCCACGCCCACACCAACCCACACCACCACCACACCAACUCCAGGCACAACUCCACCCACACCGAGUACACCAAAAUCAACAACCACUACCUUGCUGCCAGAGACUUCCAACACCACCAGCGCCCUGAUGACAACAACCACUGUUACUGGACCACCAACGCCCACCUCAACUACUUCAAGCACAUCCUCACCAACACCAACAUACACCACCACCACACCAACUCCAGAGACACUUGAACCAGAGACAACAAAGACAAGCACUCCAGUUACUCCUUCAACUACCCCACUGCCAACAACAAGAACAACAGAAAUAAGUACAGUGUCUACUGCAAACACCACUAGCCAACAGUCAACAUCACCAGUGUCAACAAGCCCAGUGACAGCUACCACCUCUGAAGUCACUGAAACAGGAUCAACCACCAAGACCACCACUUCCGGCCCCACGCCCUCAAGAUCCACCAGCACCACACCAGUAACAGAAACACCUUUCCAUGAGACCACUACCACCAGGACCUCAAGCCAUCCAAUAGGAUUAUCUACCACCACUUCCACCCCUGGCACCACCACAACCUCCGGACCAAGCAGCCCUACAGGAACACAACCACCAGUAUCAACAACCCCAUUCACUGGAACAGGAUCAACCACCAAGACCACCACUUCAGGCCCCACACCCUCAGUGUCCACUCCACUCACCACCACAGUAGGAACAGAAACAAGCACCCCAAUGACAACCUCUGCAACUGUUACUACUCCAACAUCACCUACAUCAGCCAGCCCUGUGUCAACCACCACCUCUGGUACUACUCCAACACAAAGCUUUACCACCACUUCAGGAACCACCUCUAGUAGUUUUAUCACAAUCAACACAACAACCACCAUCUCCACCACCUUCAAAACCUUUCCCCCCGUCUCAACUACUACAUCUGGGCCUACUACAAUAUCAACUGCAGUCACCACUACAGGAAGCUCUACACACAGUGCAACUCCUCCAGUUAAUGGCUCAAGUUCAACUACAGGUCUAACACCAACCACUGCUAAAAAAACUUGUACUAUUUUCCCUAAUGAAACUUAUGAGCAAGGUGACUCAUGGAUACUCUGUAACUGCACUAAGGUUAUAUGUAUAGAAGACAACAUUGUCCAGGUGAUUCCAAUAAUCUGCAAUCCACCCCCAAAACCCACGUGUGCCAAUGGACUGUCUCCUGUGCCAGUCAUGGAUAAAGAUGGAUGCUGUUGGCACUGGGAGUGUGAUUGCUACUGCACUGGCUGGGGAGAUCCACAUUACAUGACUUUUGAUGGACUGUACUACAGCUAUCAAGGGAAUUGUACAUAUGUCCUUGUGGAAGAGAUCAAUAAGAAAGUUGACAACUUUGGUGUCUACAUUGAUAACUACCAUUGUGAUACACGGGAUGUAGUGUCCUGUCCUCGAACACUAAUUGUGAGACAUGAGACUCAGGAAGUGAGACUGACAACAGCACAACCAAAUACUCUACAAGUAGAGGUGACAGUAAACAACCAGCUUGUGGCUUUGCCUUAUAAGAAGUUUGGUGUGAGCAUCUACGAAUCAGGCAUAAAUCGUGUUGUGGAAAUUCCUGAGCUGAAAAUGAACGUGACCUACAAUGGCUUGUCCUUUUCUAUCAGAAUGCCCUACAGCCUGUUUGGCAACAAUACCCAGGGACAGUGUGGUACUUGCAAUAACAACACGGCAGAUGACUGCAUGCUGCCAAAUGGAAACAUUGCAGAAAACUGUGAAACCAUGGCAGAUCAUUGGCAAGUUGUUGAUCCUUCCAAACCACAGUGCUCUCCAGGCCUAGUUCCUACAGGUUCACCUAGCACAACACCAACACAACCUUGCAAAGAAUCUUCCAUCUGCGAGCUUCUUUUGGGAAGUGUGUUCAAGCCAUGCCAUGCAUUUGUCCAGCCUGAGAAGUACUAUGCAGCCUGUGUUUUUGAUAGCUGCGUACUUCCCAACCUAGAUCUGGAAUGCUCAAGUCUGCAGAUCUAUGCUGCCAUCUGUGCUGAUCAAGGCGCAUGCAUUGACUGGAGAAAAUAUACCAAUGGUGUAUGCUGUAAGUAUCAAUGUCCUUCAGGUAAAGAAUACAGAGCAUGUGGUCCUAUUAAAGAGAUGACCUGCAAAUCAAGAGGACAGAAUGAGACAUCAACUAAACAAGUGGAAGGCUGUUUCUGUCCUAAUGGAACCAUGUUGUAUGACUCUGGUGUGGAUGUCUGCGUGAAAACCUGUGGCUGUGUUGGAGUGGAUAUGAUACCAAGAGAGUUUGGAGAAAAGUUUACAGUGGACUGUCAGGACUGUAUUUGCCUGGAAGGGGAACAUGGCAUUGUAUGUGAGCCUCAUGUAUGUGAACAAAAGAAGGUCACUUGUGAUGGAGAAGGCUUCUAUGAGGUCAAUGAAGUCAAUCCUAAAGACUCCUGCUGCCCUCUUUUCACUUGCAAAUGCAAUACAAGCUUGUGCACAGCUAAAGCCCCCAAGUGCUCACUGGGAUUUGAAGUUCAUUCUUAUAUUCCCAGUGGUCAGUGCUGUCCUGUAUACCAAUGUGUUCCCAAGGGGGUUUGCGUACAUGAGAAUGCUGAGUUCUUGCCCAACUCCUCAGUCUUUGUUGACAAGUGUCGGAAUUGUGUCUGCACGAAUGAUAUUAAUGUCAGCACUCAACUGAAUAUCAUCUCCUGUGAACAUGUCCCCUGCAACACAAAAUGUCAACCAGGAUAUGAACUUAAACCAGUGAAAGGUGAAUGCUGUGGAAAAUGUGUGCAGACCAAGUGUAUUAUACACACAGUAGAAAAUUCUGAACUCAUCUUGAGUCCUGGAGACUUUAAAAAUGAUCCUCACAACAACUGCACCAUUUAUAGCUGUGUAAAUAGUCAUGACCAGCUUAUCGCUUCCACAUCUGAGAUUACCUGUCCAGCAUUCAAUGAGGAGAGCUGCAAACCUGGAACUAUUUCAUUCUUACCUAACGGUUGUUGCAGAACCUGUGCCCCUCUGGACAGCCGCACACCAUGCUCUGUGCGCCACAGAAAAGACUUUAUUGUCUACAAUGGCUGCCGCUCUGUGGACAGAGUUGACUUGACUGAAUGUGAAGGAACAUGUGGAACCUUCUCGCUAUACUCUGCUGAGGCCAAUUCUAUGGACCACAGCUGCUCCUGCUGCAGAGAAACAAGCGCCACUGAGAAGCACGUGGUUCUGAAAUGCCCCGGUGGGCACUCGGUGUCACACAAGUACCUCUAUGUGGAGAGCUGCAGCUGUCAAGACACUGAAUGCCAGGCCACAGUCCAGUGAGCUGCAGAACAAUGAAGAAAAUGACAAGGCGAGAACCCCAAACCGGAUCAAGAGAGCCAUCAGCCUAACAUCAAAAUGUAGGCAAAAAAACCCUGGCAUCAUUAAUUAAAAAGACUGUGAACCAUUCUUAGCUUCCUUGACUACUUUUGAACUUUACUUUUCCCAGUAACUGCAUCCUGUUUGUUCUCUAAUUAAAUAACUGUGCCCUAUUUAUUUGUGAACAAAAUAAGAACACAAAUAUGUAUGCUUACA